UCCAGCCCACCCUCCUGCCCACCCACCACCCUCAGCGGCCGCCCCUACACCUGCCGCUUCGGGCCAGCCGGGUCUCAUGGCUCAGAUGGCAUCCACCGCUGCAGGCGUAGCCGUGGGCUCAGCUGUAGGACAUGUCAUGGGUAGCGCCCUGACCGGCGCCUUCAGUGGGGGCAGCUCGGAGCCUGCCCAGCCUGCGGCCCAGCAGGCCCCUGCGCGUCCUGCCUCUCAGCCCCUGCAGAUGGGGCCCUGCUCCUAUGAGAUCAAGCAGUUCCUGGACUGCUCAACCACUCAGAGUGACCUAACCCUCUGCGAGGGCUUCAGUGAGGCCUUGAAGCAGUGCAAAUACAAUCACGGUCUGAGCUCCCUGCCCUGAAGAGGCCGUGGGCUUGCCCUGCACCCUAACCCCUCACCGACAGCCUGAUGGAGAUAAGAUGGUACCUGGGACUGGGAGUAAGGAGGGGAAUUCUCACCCCACAGAUUAACAGAAGACAUCACUGUUCAAUUAAAAGAGUUUACUUUUGACCGCA
Messenger RNA from Acomys russatus (golden spiny mouse), 527 nucleotides. RefSeq names its product coiled-coil-helix-coiled-coil-helix domain containing 10 (gene Chchd10). Lineage: Eukaryota; Metazoa; Chordata; Mammalia; Rodentia; Muridae. Gene Ontology annotation, biological process: mitochondrion organization. The record is from RefSeq and is a predicted model, not a curated record. Gene Ontology annotation, cellular component: mitochondrion; nucleus. The coding region runs from base 77 to 373 and encodes 98 amino acids. The transcript is spliced from 3 exons.